UUUAUGUGGGGCCCACUUCAGUGAAAGAAGCCUGUGACGGUUAGGUGGUGCGCUUGAGGUGAAGAGGCAGACAGCGAUGGCGGCUCAUGACGGAGGUGCGGGUGGCGGGGAAGGCCAGGGAGAUGACCAGGGUGACCCCAGCCAAGGCAUCUUUGCUGAUGUGGCUGCUGAGGAGGGCAUAGACCUUGGAGAAGUUUCGCAGAUUGUGGUGAUACCUCACGGAGUGGGGUCCGGUGGGCCAGCUGUGCUUGUGGUCAGUAGGAUGGGGCCACACCAGCAUGAAUUCUACCUCAGGGUGCCUUUCCUGUCAUCCAUAGAGGCAGAGAUCACCCGAAGAUCCCUGGCUCCCCUUCAGGACACUGCUGAGAUUCACAGGGAGCUCACAGUGAAUGGCUGCUUGAUGAGGGUGAGAUGGGUUUCUGAAGACCUUGACUGUUUGCAUGCACUGUUCUCCUCCUUCCUUGAAGACCUUUGUGCCGUCUUCCAAAUCAUGGAGCUCUUGAGACCCUUCCUUACCACCAUCGUAGCAGAAGAAACGGACUGAAGCCUGUAUAUCCCACGCCAGACAAUGCAUCUUCCCUAGGGCUUGUUUACUGGAUUAACUGUCCUAUUCCCCCUCGGCCCUAUGUUUUACCCUUUAUUAGUUAUGGUUCCUCAGGCCUGCUUGUUUUCUUUCCCUGUUGCUGAAUGACACUAUUAAAUGUUUCUCACUUCAUAAAAUAAAGC
This is a messenger RNA of Fukomys damarensis (Damara mole-rat), 726 nucleotides long. Its product is annotated as EKC/KEOPS complex subunit Lage3. Lineage: Eukaryota; Metazoa; Chordata; Mammalia; Rodentia; Bathyergidae. Gene Ontology annotation, cellular component: EKC/KEOPS complex. The transcript has 3 exons. The record is from RefSeq and is a predicted model, not a curated record. The coding region runs from base 77 to 544 and encodes 155 amino acids.